UCCCCUCCCCGCUGUCCCCUCCCGGCGCGGCGCUGGCUGCGCUCCGCGGCAGAGCGGGGCUGCGGGAGGAGCCGCGGGAGGAGCCGCCGAGCUCGGCCGCUUUGUGCCGGCAGCCGCCGCAGGACGGCCGCGAAGCCAUGGAAGAGUUAAUAGUUGAGCUGCGCCUGUUUCUUGAACUUCUGGACCAUGAAUAUCUAACUUCCACUGUCAGGGAGAAGAAGGCAGUAAUAACUAACAUUCUCCUGAGGAUACAGUCAUCAAAAGGUUUAGAAAUAAAAGAACAUGUCCAGAAGCAAGAAGUCACCAACAGUUUGCCGGCGCCUCCUCAAAUGCCUCUGCCAGAAAUACCUCAGCAGUGGCUGCCACCAGAUAAUGGGCCUCCACCACUGCCAACAUCUUCCCUUCCUGAAGGCUAUUACGAAGAGGCAGUGCCACUUAGUCCUGGGAAGGCUCCUGAGUACAUCACUUCCAAUUAUGACUCAGAUGCUAUGAGCAGCUCUUACGAAUCCUACGAUGAAGAAGAGGAGGAUGGAAAGGGGAAGAAAAUGAGACAUCAGUGGCCUUCUGAGGAAGCCUCUAUGGAUCUGGUGAAGGAUGCCAAAAUCUGUGCCUUCCUGCUUAGAAAAAAACGAUUUGGGCAAUGGACCAAACUACUGUGUGUUAUCAAAGAAAACAAACUACUGUGUUACAAAAGCUCCAAGGAUCAGCAGCCCCAGAUGGAGCUGCUCCUGAAUGACUGCAGUAUCACCUACAUUCCCAAAGACAGUAAAAAGAAGAAGCAUGAGCUGAAAAUCUCUCACCAAGGAGCAGAUGCCCUGGUUCUGGCAGUGCAGAGCAAAGAGCAGGCAGAGCAGUGGCUAAAGGUUAUAAAAGAUGUGUGCAGCAACUGUACAGGAGCUGUAGACUCUGAUGGGCCAUUGUCUAGUUCUCCAGUACACAAAGUGGAGCUGGAAAAGAAGUUGUCAUUUGAGAGGCCCAGCUCAGAUGGGGAAGGUGCUGUGGAAAAUGGCAUCACUACUGUGUGCAAUGGUAAAGAACAAGUAAAGAGGAAAAAAAGUUCGAAAACAGAAGCCAAGGGCACGGUGACUAAAGUAACAGGGAAAAAAAUAACGAAGAUCAUUGGUUUAGGAAAGAAAAAGCCAUCAACAGAUGAACAGACCUCAUCAGCUGAAGAAGAUGUUCCAACAUGUGGAUAUCUCAACGUGCUCUCUAAUAACCGUUGGCGUGAGCGCUGGUGCAGAGUGAAAGACAAUAAACUCAUUUUCCACAAGGACAGGACUGAUCUGAAGACACACAUUGUUUCUAUCCCGCUCCGUGGCUGUGAAGUCAUCCUGGGGCUGGAUUCGAAGCAUCCCCUGACCUUCCGCCUGCUCCGCAACGGGCAGGAGGUCGCUGUGCUUGAGGCCUCCUCCUCCGAAGACAUGGGCAGAUGGAUAGGAAUUUUGCUGGCAGAAACAGGAUCUUCAACAGACCCUGGAGCUCUGCACUACGACUACAUCGACGUGGAAAUGACGGCAAGCGUCAUCCAGGCUGCAAAACAGACCUUCUGUUUCAUGAACAGGCGGGUUAUAUCUACCAAUCCAUACCGGGGAAGCGCUGCCAAUGGCUACGCCUGUCCGAGUGGAAUGGCACUUCAUUACGAUGAUGUUCCCUGCAUAAAUGGAUCGUGGGAACCAGAAGAUGGCUUUCCUUCUUCUCGUAGCAGGAACAUUGGAGAAGAAAUGCUUUAUGAUAACGCAGGCCUGUACGAUAACUUGCCGUCUCCAAAAAUCUUUGCGCGCUAUCCGCCAGCUGACAGGAAACCCAAUAGGUUAUCUACUGACAAACUCUCCUCUAACCAUUACAAAUACCCUGUCUCAUCCAAUCUGUCUUCUGCUCAGUCUGUCACUAAUACCUCUGCUGUGGGGAGGGGAUCUGGCUCGCAGUUUAAAGGCAAGAAGCCUCCUGUGACUACUAAUGGGAUCACCGGAAAAGCAAGAACCUUAAAUAGCCAGCCGAAGAAAUCUGAAACAGUUUCCAGUGUGAAGCGCACUGCAUCCAAUGCAGAGCAGUACAAAUAUGGCAAGAAUCGUGUGGAGGCAGAUGCAAAGAGAUUACAAAGCAAAGAGGAGGAGCUGCUAAAGAAAAAAGAAGCCCUCCGGAAUAGGCUGGCCCAGCUGCGGAAAGAAAGAAAAGAUCUGCGUGCUGCCAUUGAAGUCAAUGCUGGCAGGAAGACCCAAGUGAUUCUUGAAGACAAGUUAAAGAAGCUGGAAGAGGAGUGCAAGCAGAAGGAGGCUGAGCGUGUAAACCUGGAGCUAGAACUGACUGAGGUGAAGGAGAGCCUUAAGAAAGCCUUGGCUGGUGGCAUCACACUGGGCUUGGCUAUUGAGCCCAAAUCAGGAACAUCAAGUCCACAGUCUCCAAUUUUCAAGCACCGGACUUUGGAGAACUCUCCAAUCUCCAGCUGUGACACCAGUGAUACUGAAUGCUCCAUCCCUGUGAACAGUGCAGCAGCUCUGAAGCGACCUCCCUCAAACAAUUCUCCAUGUCGAGGCCAUGUCCUUCGAAAAGCAAAGGAAUGGGAGAUGAAAAAUGGAACAUAAACAUAGCAAAGCCACUCACUUUCCAUAAAGGCCUUACCUACUACAGACCAAGACAUAGGCUGCAAAGGACUCACCUGAAAGGUCACAUCAAGUGAUAAAACAUAAGAAGUUUUAUAACUCUGUUAAGUUAAUGGUAGCUUGGCUCUAAUUUGCCUGUAUUCCCUCUACUGUAUUGCUGUGUAACUACGUGUGCCCCUUUUUAUUAGCUGUAACUCCUUGUUUCCAACUUCACUGGUAAAGAAAAUGAAAACCAAAAAAACCCAACCACAGGAAUUAAAAAGGAGCAUAAAGUCACAGUUGAAAGUUUGCUUUGCUGAGCCAGCAAAGAACCAGCAGUGUUAAUUACAGUGCAUCAGACGGCCAGAACACUGCUGAAGACUGGUGUGAAAUCUUGACUCUCACAGGUUAAAACUGCCUUCUGAACUCUGCCACAGUGCAGGUGUAACUCCUCAGCAGAGGCUUUGCUGGUGGCUGCUCACAUGGCAAAACAAAACUGAAGAGAUGUGCUCGCAGUGCCUGCUCGGCCCAGGAGCUCUGCACGCCGCCGCCCUCCGGGCCAUGACAACAACCACUGGUGAAGCGUUUUUGGGAUACUUUUUAGACAGAUGCUUUUGUCAUGGAGAGAUGAAAAGCUGCCUAACUUCGAGACAAAUGUGUUUUUCUGCGUUCUCUUUAUUGCUGUUCUAAAGCACCGGUCAUUUUCAAAGGUCAUGUUCUUGAACUAUGACUUGUUCCUGAUUUUUUUAAAAGGCAAACAGGUAUUUUUAGAUACUGCUUCUUUUCUAUACAUUUUGAAGAAGUAAAAGGAAACAAUUAAAAUUAGUCCUCAACAGAUAAUGGCAACUCAGAAUAACUUAUGCAGUCAAUCUUGUUUUGUUUUUUAUAAUACAGUAUUGUUAAACUUGAGGUAUAGAACACUGCUGUACUUAGUUUCCUUUGUCUUUUCAGACCUCAGCUAUUAUUUUUGAGGAAGAUGGACUGAAAAGGUGAUAAUUUUCAGACUCUUUGAUAAACAGUUUAACAAAUAAUUGGGGAUUUUCUCAAACAGGACUCCAUUUCUGUUUACUAGGAAACAGCAUCUUGCAUUUUAGCCCGUAAAAUUAUAAAAAUCUGUUUUCUUUGUCUCUCUCCAUCCAUGUAAUUCCCAAGAAAUUACAUGCAGUAAAUUUCCACUGAAGCCCUUAAAAAUCUCAAGAUUGGUUUUAAAAAAUGAGAAGGGGGCUAGGGGAAGAAUGUAUAAUAAGAUGGCUUAAGUUCUUUCUCUUUUGCUUUUUUUUAGGCCUUUGGAGAGUUUUCAAUCAUACUCUCAAGAUUUUUUUUUCUACUCAACUGUGAGGAGUAGAAAAUUAAUUAAAAAAAUUACCUCAAAAUAUGAGUAGUAUUUUAAUCAGAGAUGUUAGGUCUGGAGUCUUAAUAAUUAGUUAAGACUGCAGUUAAAAUGACAGAAGUUGGAAAGACAGCAGUCAUCAAGGAUCCCUUUAGGGCAGAUUAUCUCUUAAUUUAAGGAAUGGGUGUGUGCAACUCCUGGGGGAUCCACUGGGAUUCUCAGCUGAGCUGGAUGCCAGAGGACUUCCUGCAGGAGCUUGUGGGAUUUGAAGGCACAGAGCUAUCAAAAGCUCCUGGCAGGAGACGGGGCUGUGUCCUGUUCCCAAAUGCAUUUAGGGCCAGGGAUCCCCCUGACCUUUGCAGUGUAGAAACGGGGCCCAGCAUGAGAAAAGGCUCUUUGCUUCUUGUGACUGUACUUAGUGCAAAGUGCCACAGGAAUGCAGAUACAGUAGGAAAGUAAUUGUCAGUGUGGUUUUCAUUGAAAACACAAUUUUUUAAUUUUAGUUUAGGUCACUUAUUAUUAACUCUCUAACUAGAGGGCACAUUCUGUACUGUAUGACUAUGGACUAAACAGCAUCAAAUGCCCAUAAAUAAUAGCGGAAACAAAUUUGAAGCAAAAGUAAGUUCAUUUAGGCUUUUUAUUUCAAAAUAAGUUAUUUAUUUGUAUAUUUCAAUAAAUAUUUAAUUUAUAUCUGUACAUAUUUAUAAUGCAAAUUAGGCUUCUAGUCAACGUUAGCAAUGAUGUAACAGUUGCCAUUAAGAAGUGGUCCCACAUCAAAUAAUGCAGAGUAGUCAAAAGCCAGAUCAAUUCUCUUGUUUACCCAAUAUUGGCAUUGUCUCUUUCCACCCCCUUAUCCCAUGGUAAAAAAAAAAAAAAAAAAA
This is a messenger RNA of Parus major (Great Tit), 4790 nucleotides long. It is a transcript of the gene AFAP1, whose product is annotated as actin filament associated protein 1. The transcript is spliced from 18 exons. NCBI's taxonomy places the organism in Eukaryota, Metazoa, Chordata, Aves, Passeriformes, Paridae. Gene Ontology annotation, molecular function: SH2 domain binding; SH3 domain binding. The record is from RefSeq and is a predicted model, not a curated record. Gene Ontology annotation, cellular component: cytosol. The coding region runs from base 138 to 2582 and encodes 814 amino acids.